Pseudozyma flocculosa PF-1 is the source of this 543-nucleotide messenger RNA. RefSeq lists its product as uncharacterized. Gene Ontology annotation, cellular component: preribosome, large subunit precursor; nucleolus; nucleus. The transcript is spliced from 2 exons. Lineage: Eukaryota; Fungi; Basidiomycota; Ustilaginomycetes; Ustilaginales; Ustilaginaceae. Gene Ontology annotation, molecular function: RNA binding. Gene Ontology annotation, biological process: ribosomal large subunit biogenesis; ribosome assembly. Bases 1 to 543 code for a protein of 180 amino acids. The record is from RefSeq and is a predicted model, not a curated record.
AUGCGGCCGCUGACCGAGGAAGAGACCAAGACGGUGUUUGAGAAGCUGGCCAACUACAUCGGCAAGAACCUGGUGCACCUCAUCGACCGGCCCGACGACCCGCACGUGCUGCGCCUGCACCGCGACAAGGUCUACUACGUCUCCGAGGCCAACAUGCGCCUCGCCAUCUCGAUUGCGCGCCCCAACCUCGUCUCGCUCGGAACCUGCCUCGGCAAGUUUAGCAAGACGGCCAAGUUCAGGCUGCACAUCACCGCCCUCGACCUCGUCGCCCAGUACGCCAGGUACAAGGUGUGGAUCAAGCCCAACGGCGAACUCCCCUUUCUCUACGGAAACCACGUCGUCAAGGCCCACCUGGGCAGGAUCACCGACGAUACACCCGAACAUGCCGGUGUCGUUGUGCUCAGCAUGAGCGGAAAUCCCCUUGGCUUCGGCGUGACGGCAAGAUCAACAGUCGACACGCGCAAACUCGACCCGACCUCGAUCAUCGUCUUCCACCAGGCAGACGUGGGCGAGUACCUCCGCGACGAAGAUACCCUCUUCUAG